AUGCGACUUUCCUCGGGCCUCGUCGCUGGCCUUCUAGUAAUCGGACAAGCCGCUGAUGUCGCUGCAAAGAGUAUCGGAGGCCAUUUUCUUCAUGCGCUCCAUCGUCGCGCGCACAGCUACGAGGAUACGAUGAUGAGGCAGGCCCACGACCUCUUCAACCACCUCGAGGCCCGCCAGGAUGACGCAACAUCGGACCCAAGCAGCGUCACGACAACGCCGGCCGCCAACGGCACUGUCGACUCGGACGAAUGGAACUCGCAAACCAAGGCAUCAUGCGACGGUGCCAUGGCCCGGCUGGCCUCGAAGCCGGACAAUCCGAGCGGGCUGGCUGUCUGCUACAACAUCCCCUUCUUCAACAACCAGACGGGCGUUUUCCAGGCAGAGCUCCGCAUGUACAACAUGACACCACCCUUCGACCCGUGGACGGGUGUGACGGCCGCAGACAUCAGCAUGACACUGUCUUACACGAGCGCCACGGUGCAAGCUUCCAACAGCUCAGACUCCCCGUCGAAAAGAGACCUGGAUUCGACCUUGGCAUCGCCGCCAAUCAAGUUGCGCGAGAUUGAAGCUAGGGAGGGGAGCACACUUGCCAGUCGCCAGUCCGAUUCCAACGGUCCGCGGGCGAUCAAGGUGCUCAUGUAUGUUGGACAGGUCGACCAAAACGCCUUGGACAACACGCAGUCGGCUCCGGAAAUGCAAGACCUGCUCAUGCCGACAGUCCAGCUCUCGGCGCGUUCUCCCCAGGACAUGUCUCCGCUCUCCACUAAGCUCUCAGCCACUCAGGCGUCGUUUCUCAACGGUGUCUUCUCCAACAAAGCUGCAGACACCACAUCCGGUGCGGACGCCUCUGCUUCCAACGCCGCCAAUGCCGUGUCUUUUCUCAUCCCGGGUUACCGCUUGGCUCCGUUGGAAGUGCCUGGCCUGACACUGGCCUUUGACCAGCUAUUCCCUACGGGUCUGGUUAUCACUCUCGUUUGGGCCGUCGCCUUCUUCGGCGUUGUUGGAUGGGGCACUUUGGGCAGAAUAAGAUUCAGGGACCAGUACCGGCGGAGGGUCAACGUGAAUAAGGAGUUGUACACGCCCCGCAUCUAG
Molecule: messenger RNA, 1092 nt
Organism: Diplodia corticola
Lineage: Eukaryota; Fungi; Ascomycota; Dothideomycetes; Botryosphaeriales; Botryosphaeriaceae
Exons: 2
Coding region: 1-1092 (363 amino acids)
Source: RefSeq, a predicted model, not a curated record